Messenger RNA from Equus caballus (horse), 6367 nucleotides. RefSeq names its product protein phosphatase, Mg2+/Mn2+ dependent 1L (gene PPM1L). Gene Ontology annotation, molecular function: protein serine/threonine phosphatase activity; cation binding. Gene Ontology annotation, cellular component: cytosol; nucleus. Gene Ontology annotation, biological process: peptidyl-threonine dephosphorylation; negative regulation of canonical NF-kappaB signal transduction; positive regulation of canonical Wnt signaling pathway. The record is from RefSeq and is a predicted model, not a curated record. Lineage: Eukaryota; Metazoa; Chordata; Mammalia; Perissodactyla; Equidae.
GUUACUGUAAGAAAGAUGGACUCCAAGGUGGACCUCGGGAAGUUACCAUUUGGUCUGUGCCGGCUGCUACCUGAUCAGCACCUGCACAGUCACUCCCUUCAAGGGCAGGGAAACCUUGUCUGCAGUAAAAAUAUGACUUCCUUCUCUCUUCUCUCUUCCUGUGGCACAAAUUUUGAAGGAUCUCCUUUAUCUCAUGAAUACCUAGCAAUCAUCCCUGAGCUACCAUUUCCCAAAAUUCAGCUCUUUUCCUACGCAGGAUUUGCAGAAUUGAUUUCCCAUCCUAGCUGCCCUGUAUGUCUUCCUCGGUGCCAGAGUCUGCUGCUCACCCAGAGGGUCCCUGACAGGACCUUGGAGCCAGAUCCAGCCCCUUAUUGUGAGAUCAGUGCCAACUCUGCCAUUGACACAGGUCUGAGGAUCAACCCCUUUGCUUUAGGCACCUUUCGAUCCAGUUUAGAAGCCUGUGUCCGUUCACAACCAACACUCAGAUCCGAAGCAGUAGCACUGUGUUCCAACUCAGGCGUCUGUGUGGUUGGUACUGCAGCUGAAUAUGUAAAAUCUCGACUCCCAGAGGCCCUUAAACAGCAUCUUCAGGACUAUGAGAAAGACAAAGAAAAUAGCGUAUUGUCUUACCAGACCAUCCUUGAACAGCAGAUUCUGUCAAUUGACCGAGAAAUGCUAGAAAAAUUGACUGUAUCCUAUGACGAAGCAGGUACAACAUGUUUGAUUGCCCUCCUAUCAGAUAAAGACCUCACCGUGGCCAACGUGGGUGACUCGAGAGGGGUCCUGUGUGACAAGGACGGGAAUGCCAUUCCUUUGUCUCACGAUCACAAGCCUUACCAACUGAAGGAAAGAAAGAGGAUCAAGAGAGCUGGAGGUUUCAUCAGUUUCAAUGGCUCCUGGAGGGUCCAGGGAAUCCUGGCCAUGUCUCGAUCCCUGGGGGAUUAUCCACUGAAAAACCUCAACGUGGUCAUCCCAGACCCAGAUAUCCUAACCUUUGACCUGGACAAGCUCCAGCCUGAGUUCAUGAUCUUGGCAUCAGAUGGCCUCUGGGAUGCUUUCAGCAAUGAAGAAGCUGUCCGAUUCAUCAAGGAGCGCUUGGAUGAACCUCACUUUGGGGCCAAGAGCAUAGUUUUGCAGUCAUUUUACAGAGGCUGCCCUGACAAUAUAACAGUCAUGGUGGUGAAGUUCAGGAAUAGCAGCAAAACAGAAGAGCAGUGAACCCUUUGGGGUCUCAGCUGCCUUAGACUAAAGGACUUUCAACACACUGAUCUCUUUUAAUGUAGUGCAAGGUGUGGGAGUUGCAGUAGGAUCAUCCAUCCCAGACAUGGGCCCCCUCCCUGGCAGCCUUAGGUCUGUAUGCAGUGAUGAACAGAGGGUGCUCUUGGCCAAUGUAGUUGAGAGGCUGGAAAAUGGUUUCUUCAUAUUUUCCCAGCUCUUUCAUCCAAUGUUCCAAAUAUAUAAAUAUCUAGCUGUAGAUGCACAUGUAUGAAGUGAUUGGCAUAUGUGCCAUAUAGUCUCUAUUUUAAGAUUCUGUUCAAGAUCCCUUACAGGGCCUUCUCGGCAUCAGACUUUGUGUCCUCUCUUUGGAGCAGUGAGCAGGGCAGGCUCCCAGAGCUGUGGGAGACAGGCCACAGGUCACCUGUGAGUUGGGGCCUGUGUGGCAGCGCCCUUGCCGAGAAGCAGCUGUCUGAGGAUGCUCUGUCUGCCCGAGCCCAGGUUUUCUGCUCAGCAGCAGCUCAGACAGAUUUGGGAUGGUUUAUUAUUCCGCAGCCUCUCUUGGAGACUGAAGGAAGCGGGGAGGAUGAGAGCUGCCUGCACAGCAGAAAUAACCUUUUUCCCUCCCUCCCUUUAUUAGUUAAAUAGACUUUGUGUACCACCCGACCAGUCUUUGCGCGUUUAUCCUAACUGUGCAUGACCUUAACCUUUGGCUUACCCUCACCUUAGACGAGGCUGCUGUUAACUUCACCUCCAGACACCAUGAGUUUUGUCUUUCGUUACCAAGAAACCUAUUAGAGGAAAUGAAAAAAGCAAAUCACUAUACCACAAUCCCUUCCAUCUUUAAGGGCAGAUAGAGGAAAAUAAUGGCUGAAUAAGUCCCAGUGCCCCUUGGGAAGUCUGCUCUUUGCACUGGGAUAGAAAGCUGGCGAGGUGACCCCUGCGCCGAGCUCCAGCUGCCAGUUUUCGUGCAGGGUGUUUUCUCCUAGCCCAGCAGCUUUCGAGUGUCUCUCGAGCAGUGAUCUGGGGAGCAGUGGCCGGGAGCUGCAGGUUUGUUCCUUGCCGCCGAGGCCAGUGCCCAGCGCAGGUUGGAAUUUAGUGGUGAACUGCUGGGAUGUGCUGCUCUUGCAGCGGACGGGCCGCAGCCUUUAACUGUUGGUCGCAGAUUUCCCGCGGCCCCGGGCAGCUUCCCCUGCUCCUGCCCUGCGCUCAGUGCGGCAGAGUGGGUUGGAACUCAAGCUUGAACCUGUACUGUUAAGCCCCCCAGAGUUAUCUUGGGGCCAGGCUUGCUGCUCUCCAUUUCCUAUCACCAAAGUCAUGUUUCCAAUCUCAGUAUUUUAGCAGUUAAUUGACAGAAAUGCUGGGUCAGCCUGUUUGCCUGACUGAAGUGGCUCAAACAGCCAAACAAGAUUUUCUUUGCAUUCCCAGCUCCCUUGUCUGAAAUGCCGGGGUGUCCUCCUGGUUUUGGGGUGGGCAUUUGUCGUUAGGCCUUCUUGAAGGCCCCAUUCACUGGCCGCCUCCUGCCCAUGCUGUCCCUCCCCUGCCCUUCUUCAGCUGUGGAGCUUUCCAGAAGCAGCUUCCAGGAGAGAACUCGAGAGGAUGAAAAGCUUCCGUUGUGGCUGCCGAGGACCGCAGUCUGUUUAGAUUCCUCCAAGCACUUAAUUUUGUUUGAUUGUAAUGAGAGUUAACAAUGAUUUCCCAAGAACUUUGCUUACUUUUGUAAACUGUAACAUUAGGAUUUCCAAUAUUAGAAUUAGAACCCUGGUUAUUUAUUUUUUUAGCCAUAGAAUGUUCUAGACAAGAUACCUGCCACCAUUUUAGAUUGAAGUGUUUGUUGAAAGACACUGAACAUUGGGAUGUGUCAUUUGGGGUGGGGGUUGGGAGGGAAUGUGGGGAACAUAGGGGUUGUGAUCAGUAAUGGGACAGUCAAGCCUGGUGGCCUGAGUGUUCCUGGGGAUUCAGGACAUCCUGACUCGGGGAGUUACCAAACCCCACAUCUAACUGACGUUCAGGACUAAGCAGCCUCAGCAUUUCAUGGUACACAGUCAUUUUCCUUCUUCAUUUUUAACUUAACCCCAAAAUCCAUAAGAAGGGAAAGACAUUUUUAAAUUCCUGUGAUGAAUGUUAUUGUCUAAAAUGAAAAUAGUAAUGUUCUGGUGAAGUUGAAAAAGCAAAGCUACUAAAUUAGUAAAUUAGUGUUUAUUUACCCUGCAAAAUGUCUUAACAGACGGUGCUGAGUGCAGGGGCGUGUGACUUUCCCUCUAGUUCAGGUUCACAGGCAUCUUCUAAAUUUUGCUUUGUAGAAUUAAUCCAUUUCUGACUUUAACCAAGUACUGUGGGUAUUUCCUAGUCCCUUUCUGCCUCUUUUCCUCCCACUUUGGCUUGUAGAUUUUUUGACGAUAGAAGUUUGAGAAGUAGAGUUGAUUAGUAGUUAGGUCUAAAGUCCGAGUCCUCUGCUGUCUUCCCCUGUCCCCCUGGGCCUUCUCCCUGCCCCUCGUCCAGCUGUCGGUCUGCAGGCCUCAGCUCAGUGCCCUGAGCGCAGGCCACUGCCCUGUUCUGUGGCCUCGGGCAGGUGGAGUCUGGCUGUAGGGACAAUGAUUUGAGAAGACUGCCUCUGAGGCUUCCCUAGACAGCACUGCCAAAGCUUUGGAAUUGUCGCCUGAGGCUACCUAGACUCCCUCACCUGAGUUCAAGUUGCCAAUAGCCCCCAUGGUGCCAAAUUUGGGGAUGAUUUUACAGUCUUUUAGAAGUGAAGCUGGGAAAGAACAGGCCGUGCUCAUGAGCCCCCAGCAGGAUGCCAGCCCAGGUCCUCAUAAUGCACUGCGCUGCUGCUACUGCUCCCCGGUAAUGUGGACUCUUAAAAUAGGUUGGGAUUUAGCGGGGAGGGGGGUAGGCAGGAAAAUCUUUUAAAAAAUUCAUUGUAUUUGCAAUUCUCUAAUCAAAGGAAUAAACAGUACUUAUGUGGAAACUCCAAAGCUAGUUCCCAAGACCUGCAUUUAUUUUAUGUGGCCAACUUGCCCAAGGCACUUAACUCUGAAGUCCUGUUCUAAUAUGGCGUGACUGACCCGUGUGAAGACGUUACUGGUCACCAGUGGCUACUGGUGAUUCCUCGCUGUGAAUCAAGGUUCUGGCCUCUUGAAUCUUGUCUAUGGAACAAGAAUAUUACAGAGAGCGUUUUAUAGAGUGAAGGAGCUUAUGAAAUCUGGGUAGUUUAAAACAGGCCUAAUCUCAUACACCUGUAACGAACAUUCAACCCGCGUACAUUUUGUGCAAACAGCAUUGCGUUUCAGUUCUAUCUGAAGUGAUUCUAGGAAACUGAUUACACUGUUGAAUUGAUCCCUGGGGAAUCUGGUUAUUAAUACAUGAGGGAUUCACAAAGGCAGGGCUCCCUUUUUCCUUUGCCAGGCACACCUGGAUCUUCCCGAUUGUUUUCCUCUCAGCUGCCAAGUCUAACUCUUGCAACUGUGUCAAUGCAGAAGGUUUAGAAAGGGCAACAUUUCAUUUGAAAGUAUAGGAAUACAUACUCUGGGUAAAGCUUUAUUUUCCAAUGAUUUCAGAAAUUUUCUUCCUCCUUUUGACCCAUCAUUAAACUGAUCUUCCCUUAAUAUUCCCCCAAAACUGCCUUAGCUUGUCACACCAGCAUUCUUGACCCAGCUCUGCAGAAAUGACAUGACUGUUAGAUGCCAUGCUGGGGCCUAUUUAAUUGCCUCUGGAUUAAAUUGUUGAUAUCUAGACUUUUUGAGCUAGUUGGCUGAACACCGCAGGAGUGAUAGAAUCCAGUGUUCCCCAAAGUGUGUUCCACAGAACACAAGUUCUAAAGAUGCUCUUUCCUCCAAAUAUAGAGUUCCAGGGUCAAUGACUUUGGGAAACAUAUUAUCUUAGAAAGUUCAUGCAUAUAAGCACAGUGAAAAUUCUAAUUUAAAGGUCCUAAAGAGGGAAAAAACACAUCACAAAUGUCAUUUCAGUUAGCUCAGUGUUUUCCAGAUUAAUAUGACCACAGAAACUUUUUUGAGUGACACCUAGUGACAGGAGCUCGUGUUCCAUCCGCCCCACUUUGGGAAAUUCUGGCGUAUGGCAACGUUACUGUUUUCUCAUUCACUGUGACUCUUGAUAGUAGCAGCACAGCGUGCAAGUGAGAAGCACUGAGCCUUUCACUAAGAGGCCGAUUGCUGUGAAAGCCGUGGUGGGAAAGAGUAUGAUUUAGUUUGCCCAUCGGCCUCACGUGGACGCAGGAGCCCAGCAAUCCAGCUUGAAGCUCUAAACGCCGUCUCCCCUCUUAUGUGAGUAAUAAUAAGCAAGAGCCGUGCCAUAGCUAGGGCUUUCUCAAAUUCAUUCCAAGAUUGAAUCGAAGUAAAUAUUUUUACAUUUCAUCACUAUGUGAGAGUGAAGAAAAUAAUUGAAAAUAAUAGGAAAGAGGGAAAAGGCAUAUUUGGUUUUAAUUCAUUUUUUAAAUUUUAAGUAGAUUUUUAAAAUUAUGUAUCCAUUGUAUAAUAAUGGAAAUGUAAACUAUUAACACUUACUCUCUUUCCUCUGUCAUUCUUUCCAGAUUCAAUGAAAUGAUUUGAAAUCAAAGCUCUUUCGUUCUAAACUCCCAUCCCGCGUGGUCCCACCUUUCACAUUUUAUGGACUAAUUGAGUUUGGCAAGUUACCUCUUGCCUGACAUGCGAGGCUUGACUCCCGCUCCCUGCUCAUCACUCAGCCUGGGGGGUUGUUUGGGAAGCUGUGAGCGAGAACCCCAAAAUAACGAAUGAAACAAAUCUAGUUGAAAACAUGGUACAAAGGGAAUUUAGAGUAAAAUCAUUAACUUAAAAUCCUAUUUAAUAUAUACUUGCCUUCUGGACAUUAUCCAAAAUAGUAAAAAACUGAAAGUAAAGUCACUUAGGCUAGGUGGCAGAUUUUGAAGGGCAAGCAACCGUUGACACCACAGGGCUUCCGUUAGGUAUGUGCUUCUGAAGUGUUUUCUAAUAUGUAAACUUCUUUGCUAAUUCUUAAUAACGUUGAUGCUUUGUCCAUUAUUUUUUAUUUUUACCACUGUUAAGCUGCAAACUAUUUAACCAAGGGUUGAUUAUGAUGAUUUUUAUGUGUUUGGUAAUAACCACCCCACCAUCUGUACCAUCAUUUUAAUAAAUCCAAGCUAAGGACCUUGAAGAGA